This is a messenger RNA of Lampris incognitus (smalleye Pacific opah), 6817 nucleotides long. RefSeq names its product zinc finger CCCH-type containing 11A (gene zc3h11a). Gene Ontology annotation, molecular function: metal ion binding. The transcript has 15 exons. Lineage: Eukaryota; Metazoa; Chordata; Actinopteri; Lampriformes; Lampridae. Bases 2763 to 5417 code for a protein of 884 amino acids. The record is from RefSeq and is a predicted model, not a curated record.
UUUACGUUUUGUUUCACUGCUACAUAACACAUUCAUUACAUGGUGUCACGAAAUCGCGGUAACUAAUAAAACGAAUCCUGGCUUGCUAAUUUUAGUCCGCUUUACUUGACUUAGCUCGAGUUGUGUAGUUAAAUGUAGCCAUACUGUUCUCUUAAGCGUUUACUAAAGACUUGCAAAGCUUUAACAGAAAAGGUACAUUAGUUACAACCGAAUUGAUCUUUUUUUAUCAACGUCAAACAUAUAGCGCUAACACUAAUGCGUACGUUAACUAUCGUGUCCAUUGUUCAGAGGCCUGCUGUAAUCUAGCAAAGGUGCGUGUGUUUCCGACAUCUUGCUUUUAAGUCCAAGUACAACGUACCAGUGUUGUGGUAAGAGAUUGCAUUUGGUGUAAUUCACAAAUUUGACUUGAAUCUGCAUUUUAUUUUGACUCUGUGCUAUGACUUCUAAUUACCGUUAUACUUCCAUUCUGGUAUAGUUGUCUUGUUUUUGUUCUGUGCUUAUAUUGGGAAUUUUACAAGGUGACCAUUUUCUUAUUUAAUUCUAUCAAAGCUUUGAUGAUCUUCAUUUCAAAAAAAUAUUUUUUUUCUUCUGGUUAAAAUUGAAAUGUGGCUGGUUUCUCCCCUGUGCUCUCAACGUGCCAUGGGAGCCCCCACUUACAGUAAACUAGAGAGAUGUUUCACGUCUACACUGUGUGCACAAUUAUUAGGCAGUGAGUAUUUUGACCAUAUCAUCAUUUUUAUGCAUAUUUUCCAACUUCAAGCUGUACAAACUUGAGUGCUUAUUGGAUUUGAGCAUAUCAGAUGAUGUGUAUUUGUGUAAUGAGGGAGGGUGUGGCCUAAGGAGAUCAACACCCUAUAUCACGGUGUGCAUAAUUAUUAGGCAGAUUCUUGGCUGGAUCAGUAAUGGGCACAAAGCUCCACUUCCCGAUUCAGACGCCAGCAAGGUGAAGGUGGGGUUCUGGUAUGGGCUGGUAUCAUUAAAGAUGAGCUAGUUGGACCUUUUCGGUUUGAAUAUGGACUUAAAAUCAACCCCCAGAACUACUGCCAGUUUUUAGAGGACACUUUCUUCAAGCAGUGGUACAGAAAAAAGCCUGUAUCUUUCAAGAAGACCAUGAUUGUUAUGCAGGACAAUGCUCCAUCACAUGCAUCAAAGUACUCCACUGCAUGGCUUGCCAGUAAAGAGGCCUUAAAGAUGACAGGAAAAUGACAUGGCCCCCUUCCUCACCUGACUUAAACCCUAUUGAGAACUUGUGGGCUCUUCUUAAACGGGAGAUUUACCAUGAAGGAAAACAGUACACCUCUCUGACCAGUGUCUGGGAGGCUGUGGUGGCUGCUGCACAAAAAGUUGAUUGUCAACAGAUAAGGAAAUUGACAGACUCCAUGGAUGGAAGGCUUGUGACGGUUAUUGAAGAGAAGGGUGGCUAUAUUGGUCACUGAUUAUUUUAUUUUUUUUGUGGAAAUGUUUAUUUGUAAAUUUUAAGUUGUUUGUUCAUUAUUUUCACUUUAACAGAUGAAAAUAAACUAGUGAGAUGGGAAAAUAUUCGUUUUUCAUUUAGUUGCCUAAUAAUUCUGCUCACCAAUAUUUGCCAAAUAAUUGUGCACACUGAGAUAUAUUCUCUUAAGAAAGACAAAACCUGAAUUUUACUUUCUUAAAUAUUCAGGUUUGAGCUUUAUUAACAUUUUGGAUUGAGCGAGAGCGCUGUAGUUAAAAAAUAAAAUCAAUCGUCAAAAAUACAACUUGCCUAAUAAUUGUGCACACAGUGUAGUGUCGUGAACACGACUAUUGGCAGUUCUGAAUUGGAAACUCAGAAGUAUAGAAUGUGGAUUUUAUGUUAUAAACUGCGUCAAUAUUGGAGCCCUCUGUUGGCCCCAUAUUCUGUUUUUAUUCAAGUUAUGUCUUCUACAGGGUCCUAUGUUAAGAGCAUGUCAUAUCAAGUUCUGGUAUUUAUCUCAUGAUAGUCUUUUCAUCUUCGUUGAAAUUGCAGACUGUUUAGUAUUUAUGCACCUAUGCCUGUCCUUUCAAUAACCAUUCUCAGUUUUCGGGGAGUAUUUUGUUUUGAUCAAUUUAUAGGUCUAAAACCAGCAUCAUGGCCCUUUUGGGGGAUCCCUGGAUAUGGAUAGCUAGCAAGAACCAUUCCUUGAAGAUUUUUUUUCCUCAGCUCUUGUAAUCGGCAGCUGAAAUUACUAGAAGCCCGAAUUUUUACCCAGUUUUUCUUUCGACUUCAACCAAUGCCACCAAGUUUGCAACAUCCCCUCUUGCCUCAAUCGCCAAGAGGACACUGAAGAUUUUUCUCCACCCAACAGUCUGUUUGUCUUUUUUUUCCCCUUACCACUUCCAGUAUUCUUGGAUCCCAUUCAGAGAAGAGUUUUUUUUUUCCUUCCCUGGCUGUUUUGUUCCACACAUUUAUUUCUCCUAUUAGUUCUGGCCAUUAAUAAAAAAUAAUAAAAAAUGAAGGCCCCAAAGGACACUGUUGCACCACCCUUCGGUAAUGUUUAGCAGUCUAAUGGAGAUAAGUGUCUCGGAGGGUCUCAGAGAAGAGAUGUGUCUCUGGCCCACCCAUCCCCUUUCCCUCUUUUCUCAUGGAUCAAGUGUUCCUUCAGGACAUUUCUCCACGGGCUCACCCUAUCAGAAGUGCACCCAGAAGGGAGAGAUCUUCUCAGCUACCUCAGAGAGAGUCCUGUUGGCCCUGAAGAAGACCACCCCUUACCCAAAAGAUCACAACCACAUCACCUCUGACUCUCAGGAAGUGGACCAGCGUAAACAUGAGUAAACAUGGAGUUGACUGCUACUUCUACUACUACUCCACCUGCGCCAAAGGAGACAGCUGUCCAUUCAGACACUGUGAGGCAGCAAUGGGCAAUGAGACAGUCUGUAGCCUCUGGCAGGAGGGGCGCUGCCACCGCACAGUCUGCAAAUUCCGCCACAUGGAAAUCAAGAAAAACAGGAAGGAGAUACCAUGUUAUUGGGAGAACCAGCCAGCUGGUUGUCAGAAGCCCCACUGUGUUUUCUACCAUGAGAAACCCCGCUACAUUGAUGGCAUCUAUGUGCCGCCCAGUAAAGGUAUCACCAAACAUGAGGACACACCCCAUGAAGAGCCAGCCCCUCCUCUAACUACACCUCAUCCUGCUGCAACCAAUCCCCAGCUUAGAGGGGUCAUCAAAGCAGAAACCCAGGAAACUGUACCGAGUCCCACCCAUCCACCAGUGGUAAUCAACCCGGCAGAUGAUGACGAGGAUGAAGAUGAUCAGUUCUCAGAAGAGGGAGAAGAUGGCAAGAUGGGUCUAGAUGGAGCCAGGCUGACCUCUCCUAGGAAAGUGACAGGAAGUCCUAAACGAGAUGAUUCACUGAACUUUGGAGUCAGUACCCUUGAGGAGAUCCGGCUAAGGAAGGCCUUGAAGGCUAGCAUGAAGAGAGCAGGUUAUCCUGUUCAGAGUUCUGAUGCUCCUCUCCUAAAGAACAACAAAGCUAACAGAGAAAAAGAGAACAUUGGCUCCUUUCCUCAGCCAGUAAUCUCCCAAGCCAGAGAUGAUGUCCAAACUGGAUGCGACCCUCAACUCAGACGUAGUCUGGCUGAGCGUCUUGGUGGAAUUUUGGAUGAGGAAGACUCAAGAGUGACCCCUCAAAAAGCUUUAAAGCCUGUCAGAGAUAGACUUGGUUUGUCAACCGAGUCUGUUGCUCCAACGCAAUCAGCCCCCUCAAUACCCGACACCGUUGAAGAGAUUAAAAAGGCUCCUGAGCAUCUCCACAUCAAAACCCUGGAAGAGAUUAGACAGGAAAAGGCAGCAAAGACUGAGAAACAGAAAGACAGCUCUUCUGUUCCAGCUCCAGUUUCCACAACCACCGAAACGGUCACCUCUAAACCCACCAAGGGGGCCAAGAGAACUAUCACUGUCAAAACUACUUCCAUUUCCCAAGUCAAGACUUUCUCUGAGAUUCUCCAUGAAAAAAAGAAGCAGCAGCAAGAUCAACAGAUUGCAAAUAAAAACCCAGGCAAAGAUCAGAACCCUGCAGAUGCCACAGUGCCGAGCCGAGUGAUUCCGCCUGAGACUGAAGUGCGGGUUAAGACACUGGAAGAGAUCCUAAGAGAGAAGGCAGCCAGGAGUCAAGCUCUGCAGCCCCAGGAAACAAACGAUGUGAAGAGCUCUGUCAGCGAAGACAUGCUGUCUAAGAAGCCCAGGCUGCUACGCGUCAAUAAAGCUGCUUCUGUUGUCAGCAUCACAACACAGAAGACGGAAGAUGUGACAGACAUGCCAGUUGACACUCCCACAUGUGCUGAGGAUAGUCCUGCCUCCAACAAUGGCAUCAAGGUCAAGACUUUUGAGGAGAUAAUGCGUGAGAAACGGCUCCGCAAGCAGGAAAUGGAAGAGCAGGCCUCCUCUACCAGCCAGUCUCAAGUUUCUGCUGAAUUAGAGCCUUCUCUGAAACAGCCGGCUAGUUCUGCCCUCAGGAGGAAGGUUCCUGUCAGAGCCAGAGUGUCACCACCAGCUAUCAGCCCAGCCUCUGAUGUCACAACUCUGACUCAAGAGACCCCUGCUGACAAACAAAUAAGCCUCAAACCUAAGGCUGUCUCACCUUUACACAACACUGCUAAUACCAUUACAGCCUCAUACACCACCUCGACCCAGAAGCAGGCAUCUCUACUACAACAGACAGAGGUACAAACCCCCUCACAGAGCCGCAUCAGCUCCAUUGUAUCCCCAGGCAAGAGGAAGAGGAGCUCCCCAAACACACCAGCCAAGCAGACAAAAAUAAUUGCUCCAAGCUCCUCUGAAGAAGAACAUCCUGCUGACAAGACACAAAAUAAUUCUCUGAAAAAAUGCCCUGGGCAAACAACAGAACCCAAAGUGAGACCUAGAUUGAAUGUGAAGCCCUCUGUUAUAAAGCCAGCAAUGCAAGUGAAGCCAGGUCAGAAAACUAAGACAGAAGAGCGAUCUGCUGUUGCUGCAGUGAAACCUUUAAACAGUGCCUCCACAGUGCUGGAUGAACCACUGCAGAAGAUGCCCUGCGGACAGAGUGGGAUAUCCUCCAGUGUAGAGGACCAACUUAUCCUCACAGUUCCCAGCAGUCCUACAGCUAGCACCCUGACAGAGGAGCUCCAGACAGUCCCUGUUUUCCAGCAGAGCCCUGUCCAAACACUGCCUGCCAUCACUACCACUCCUGCUGCAGCCAGGGAGACUUCCAUUAUCCCUCAAAGUCCCAUAUUGAAGACUCCCACCCAGGGCAAGUCACGGAGGCCUAGCUUGGCCACAUCUCGUGGACCUUUUUCCACCUGUUCUGCUACCUCCUCUGCUUCGGCUGUGGAUGACUUUGAUGAACUGAUGAAUGAAUUCACAGAUGACCAUUUGGAGGAAGACGUAGACCCUGGCAUGGGAGAAGAUGACCUGCUGCAGGAGUUGUCAGAGAUGAUUGACAGCUAAUGGACCCGACAAGCAGAUAAUUUAUUUUCUUAUUUUGUCAUGAAAUGCAGUAACCUCCCUAAAAACUGUUAUUAAAUAAUGGCUGUCAUCCACUGACCACUGGUCGCUACGGAGGAUUUUAUUGCAUUUAUUAAAGGAGCCCCUUUUCUUUAUCUGUCAAAUAAGGAUUCACAAAAACUACAAACCUUGGUUGCAAAGUUUUAUGUUUAUAAGGUUGUCUUAGUAUUUAGAUUGUCUUCUCUUUUAAACAAUCCAGUUGUUUUUGUUAAUUUCUUCCCACAACUUGAUGAGCCAAGAAAUGCCCUACAUUGUGUAGGUUUUAAUGUUUGCAAUUUUAUGGCCUUUUAUUUCUCAGAAUAUAAAUUGGCUAUAAUUUGUCUUGGGGAUAUUGUAAAGAAUAAUCUCAGGUAAAUUUCGAGACAGGACUCUUGGGAGUCCCUCUGUAUUGCCUACUUACAUCGCCCAGCAAUACUUAACUGUUACUGAGAGAAGUCAAAUCUGUAUACUGUGUAUGCAACAUGAGUAAAUUGAUAAAGGAAUUGUUGAACAAACAGGUCUAGCAAGCACUUACACCAGCUUGAUCCCCAACCUCCUUAUGUCUCUUAAUUUUACAUCCGACUAGACCUGCUAACUAUUGGGAAAUUAGUGCAAUGUUGUUUUUUGCCCUUUUUCCAAGAGUAUGAAAAAAGAAAUUCAAGACUUUUUGGUAACCCACAGAGAAUUAAAAGUCAAACUGGGUAGAAAAGAAUACUGACUAUGUAAUGUGACACGGUUUCAUUUUUAUUUCCUUUUCUAUGCUCGUUUGAUAAUGUAUACUCAUUCUGCAUAACCUGCCUACUCCUUUGAUUUAUCUAAAUUGGUCUUAAAAUAUUAAUGAUUGGGGUUCCCCGGUGGCUCACCUGGUAUAGUGCAUACUACAUAAGUCUGAGUCCUUAACGCAGUUUGAAUCUGGCCCGGGACCUUUGCUGCAUGUCAUCCCCUCUCCUUCCUUUAACCAUUGCUAUCAAAUAAAGGUGGAAAAUGGUUAAAAAAAAAUAUCUUAAAAUGUUCAUGUUUGACUUAGGCAAAGUUUUUACAACUUGUAAAUCACUGCAUUUUGGGAUACUUUUUGUAAAUAUGGGUCUCAGUCUGACAAUAUGAAACGACUCAGGGACUGUUUCUGUCGUUUGAUUUCUUUGUUCUGGUCAUGUGCAACUCCUUUCAUUUCAUUUCAGUGGUUUGUUUUAUUGCAUAUGUAAGACCUCUGUCAUGUGUCUCUGAGUUCACAUUAUCUGAUAGCUGCCAGUCUGUUAUGACAAAUCUUCAACUUGUUGGUUGAUGUUUAUACAUGUUUUGCACCUAUUCCAACCCUUUCCACGAUGCUACUCUCAAUAUUGACUUGUAAGUUGCAAAAUGUCAAU